AUGAACUCCGUUCACAGCGAGGCGGCCGCUGCUGAGAAAGCGCGGCGCAAGAAGGACAAGAGGGAGAAGAGGAAGAAGCGCAAGGACGCCAAGGAGGACGACUGCGGCGCCGCGACGGCCGAGGAAGAAGCACCCAAAGAGAAGAAGCAGAAGCAGAGGAAGGACGAAGACGAGCGGGAGGGGGAGGAGAAGAAGAAGCCGAAGCCGACGCUGGCCGGCCAGAUCGCUCGCGCCGCCACCGUCUUCCGCAUAGACGAGGUCGUCGUCUUUGACAGUACUCCCGCGGCGGAGAAUGGCGGCGCGGGUGAUGGUGAAGAGAGUGGCGCGCGGUUCCUUGUUCGGAUUCUGGAGUAUCUGGAAACUCCACAGUACCUCCGCCGCCGCCUCUUCCCGAUGCACAAGAACCUGAAGUUUGUGGGAUUGCUUCCACCGCUCGAUGCGCCACACCAUGUGCGCAAGCAUGAAUGGUCUGAGUUUCGUGAAGGUGUAACAUUGGAAAGUGAUCCCUCAAAGGGGACUCUUGUUGAUGUCGGAUUAAGUAAGAAUGUUCUGGUUGAACAAACACUAGAACCAGGCAAAAGAGUAACUGUAGCCAUGGGAACAAACCGUGACCUAACAACAGCUUGCAUAAGGAAAGUUGUCCCCCCUUCCACACCCAGGGAACAGAUGGGAUCUUAUUGGGGCUACAAAGUUCGUUAUACUUCAAAUUUAAGUAGUGUUUUCAAAAAUUCUCCAUUCAAGGAAGAAUACGACCAUAUCAUUGGCACCUCAGAGCAUGGACAAAUAGUUAAUUCUUCUGAGCUUACCUUGCCUACUUUUAGGCACCUGCUCAUUGCAUUCGGUGGACUUGCUGGUUUGGAAGAAAGCAUUGAAGAAGAUACAAAUUUGAAGGGUAAACGUGCAGAUGAUGUAUUCACAUCUUAUUUGAAUACAUGCCCCAACCAAGGGAGCAGAACAAUAAGAACAGAGGUACCUGCCUCUUGUGCUGAGGAAGAGGCUCGGCGAGGAGAUGGAGGCGCUCCGCGGCAUCCUCAGGAAGGCCGAGCUCGUGGUGCGCAAGAAUAUCGACAAGGGCCGCGCGGCACCUCGCCGCGGCAAGGACGGGCGUUUCUUGGCCGCAGAAGCCCGAUCAGAGGCCAUGGACGAGAUCUCAGCUUGGUUACCCGACUGUCGUCGCUCUCGUCGAACAUGCCGACGCGCAUCCUCGAGUUCCUGAACAAGGAGUGCACGGGUCACACAAACGAAAAGGCUGAGGAGAUAGAGAUCGAUCUGGGAUCCAUGACGCGCUCCGCCAUGUUCGAGCUGCAGAAGUUGCUGGACGAGUUUGCUGAAGAAGAGAAGCGUCGGCAGCAGAAAGAGGAGUCGAUGAACGUCUGCAGAUCCAUUAGUCGCUCAUCUUCCCGUGAACUAGAGGAAGGUGAGUUCAUCGAAGAGGAUUGUAGUGCCACCACGGAUUGCGGCGAUGCUUCUCCUGUUGUGGCAUGUAAGGGCCUUUCUUCACCGCCACGAAUACUUGAAGACGGAAAGAUGACAGAGGAAGAGGACGCCAUAUGCGGCGACACUGGCCCUGUUGCAACCGCUGAGACCGCAAAAAGCCCAAGCAACAGCAGUUCGUCUGGAUCCUCCAGCAGCAGUGAUGGUUCAUCUGGAUCUUCUUGCGAUUCAUCAAAUUCAGACCACAGCGACUUAGACUCUGACAAUGAAUGCAUGACAAGCAAUGUGGCUCCUGCCGUUCUUCCCAUUCCCAAGGCCGACGCCUCUGCCAUAGCAAUGCCAACCAAGGGCCUUUGCUCACCGCCACGAAACGAUGACAGAGGAGGAGGAGAUUCUGACAGCAGCGACUCUGGCUCCGACGAUGAGUGUGUGACAAUCAAUCCGGCUCCUGAAGUUCUUCCCAAGACCGACGCCUCUCCCAUGGCAAUGCCACACAAGGUUCUCAGUCCCAUCGCUGAAGAGGAGUUUGCUGAAACUAGGAACUGCCGAAGAAGCAACAGUUCAUUACUUGAAGAUGGCGAGAUAGAAGAAGAGCACGGCACCUCCCCUGUGGCUGCAGAGAAGUUUGCUGAAACCGUCAACAGUACAGGAUCUGCCAAUGGCCAAUGCGUUAGAAGCAGCCUGCCUCGUACCGUCCGUCCGGAGCCAUCGAAGCCACAGCCAGCGGCACAAGGCACUGUUCGUCGUUUCUAUGCCAAAGGUUUUGAGAAGAAGCGCGAGAGGGCUGUGGCUGCACAAGGCACCGUUGGUCAUUUCUAUGCCAAGGCUUUUGAGAAGAAGCGCGAGAGGCAGAGAGCCUACGAAAAGCUGGAAGAGAUGGAGAGGAACGCGAAGGCGAAGCCCAUCUUCGACUGGAUACACCCGGGACACUUGAGGCAGCUAGGGAUCACCACCCCGGUGGAGUACGCUGUCACCUCGGAGCGGCGUUUUCCUGCUCGUCAUGGCUGCCCGGUGCAGAGUCUACUUGGGCUCUUCUUGAAAGCAUAG
This is a messenger RNA of Miscanthus lutarioriparius, 2481 nucleotides long. The record is from the annotation of a GenBank genome assembly. NCBI's taxonomy places the organism in Eukaryota, Viridiplantae, Streptophyta, Magnoliopsida, Poales, Poaceae.